This is a messenger RNA of Pararge aegeria (speckled wood butterfly), 1776 nucleotides long. RefSeq names its product putative neuropeptide precursor protein (gene K5). The coding region runs from base 110 to 1213 and encodes 367 amino acids. NCBI's taxonomy places the organism in Eukaryota, Metazoa, Arthropoda, Insecta, Lepidoptera, Nymphalidae. The record is from RefSeq and is a predicted model, not a curated record. The transcript has 5 exons.
UUCGCCCCGGUCCACGGCACUCGUCCUCAGAGUGCGGCCCCCCACCGUCGCAUACAGGACAUCUUUGCUUCAUAUUAAUAGUCUUAAUAAGAUUCUGUUACCGAUAAAUAUGUUAACAACUUCGUUAACCGCGUUCAUCGCGGUGUUGGUCGCCACAAGCGCGGAGUCUUCAACGAACACCAAAGAUGGUGGUCCAAUGGCUGAUCUGCCAGAAAACUGGGACCAAACAAAAGAUGAUACACAAUCUUUAUUUUUGAACAAAAGUGACAAAAAUGAUCUGGAACCCUAUCCUCUUGCGCUGAGUGAAGAAGGUAAUUCCGAGGGGUAUGAUCAAACCGUGGAACAGCGUUAUGACUCCCCUCAAUCGACUGGAGAGCUAGACAAUUUAAUUAUGAGGCCAGAGUUAUAUGCUGAACCGCCAGCCAUGGAAGGGUUGUCCGCCGGAUAUGAUUCCCGCCGUCGAAAGCGUGGCAGCGGUACCAAAGUUGGUGGAGCCGGCGCCGCCACAAAGGUCGCAACCAAAAAUGGAUCAGGGAAAAAGAACCUUAAGGCAAAUGAUGCACCGCUUCCGGUGGACUCGGUAAGACAUGAACACGAUACUAACCGUCGUAAGCGUGGUAGUGGCACCAAAGUUAGUGGAGCAGCCGCAUCAGCUAAAACUGCCACGAAAAAUUCCGGAGACAACAAAAAGAACUUCAGACCUAUCUCAGAGCGACGUAAACGAGACUCCGGUUUGAGUGCAGCUGACGUACGAGCUCUUCUCAACUUAUGGGAGGCUCAGGAACGCAGGAAACAGGAAUGGAACGCAAACCAAUGGGCGGAUCGCUAUUACGGCCGGGUCAACUCUCUAGAUGAAGAUCAGCCCGAAGUAGAUGAGAAUGGAGACGUCUGGUACAAUGAACCAGUCGUUUUAGGUGCCCGUGAAAGAGAUUUUCCGAGACAUUCAUACUUCUCAGAACAAAAUCGGAUGGCCGUAGCUCGAGGAUUACCUGAUAUUUAUCAAGUGGACACGAACGAAAUUGCACAGGAGGCCCGCCGUAAACGAAUGUACAUGAACAAGGUUAAACGUUUCAUGGUUGCUCGAAAACGGUCAGACAUGCACCAGAAUAAUUACCGACCUCGCGAUGAUCUAUAUACUCUAGCAGAACUUUUACGUUCGGCACCUCGCGUUCAGGAACAAGACAUACCUGUCUAUCGCCGGCUGAUACUGUAAAGCAGUUUCCCGAAAAAUUCUUAGUACCCAAAAAAUAAUCUGUAAGACAGAAACGUUUUAGGAAAACAUAACAAGGCUUAUCUUCUGUUCCAAAUAUUAAUACGCACACCCCUUGACCUUCAGAUGGAUAUAUAAAAAGAAGUUGGAGCAGGAGAUUGUCUAGCAUUUAUUUCGCAGUGUUAGGAUAUAGUCUAAAUAAUUUAGGGAAUCGCAUUAAUUGUUCGUUUUUAUAAUUUGUUUUCAACUAAAAUUUAAGGCCUAAGAUUAAAAAUAGCCAUUUUAUAGAAGAUGACCCAUGCAGCGAAUCCGUUCGCUGUACCCCUGUACAUUUUUUUUUAACUUUUAUACUCUUUACUUGAUCACACACAAAACUUCUACCUUCUACCUCGGUUCUCCGCAUAUCUAUUAAAUUAUUAAAUCAUCCAUACACUUCUAGUAUUUCAAAUAUAUUACUAAUGUAUAGUGAAGUAUAACUUCACAUUUUAUCGUGCGAAAUGUCUAGAUCUAGAACUUAUGUAUAAAUGAUAUUUAAACUCCUUGAAUUAAAUUAGCAUUACAUGAAA